Messenger RNA from Aspergillus brunneoviolaceus CBS 621.78, 3266 nucleotides. RefSeq names its product putative chromosome segregation protein Cse1. Bases 182 to 3070 code for a protein of 962 amino acids. NCBI's taxonomy places the organism in Eukaryota, Fungi, Ascomycota, Eurotiomycetes, Eurotiales, Aspergillaceae. Gene Ontology annotation, cellular component: nuclear envelope; cytosol. Gene Ontology annotation, molecular function: nuclear export signal receptor activity; small GTPase binding. Gene Ontology annotation, biological process: protein import into nucleus; protein export from nucleus. The transcript is spliced from 8 exons. The record is from RefSeq and is a predicted model, not a curated record.
AACCGACCUUAAACCAUCUUGCCUGAACAUACCAUUUGGUUUACAAACGGAGCUUUGCCCACUUUCUUUAAAAAGUGACAGUCUCCUGCUGAUAGCAAGCUAAUUUCCCUUGACUCUCAGAUAAACCUUCUAUCAUCUCUGUCAUUGCCUGAGCAGCUUGAUCACUACCCCACUCCUCACAAUGGCUGACGGUCUUGGGGCUGUUGCGCAGCUCCUUGAGGCAAGUUUGGACCCAAGGCAAAACAAGCAAGCCGAACUUGCUCUCCGCCAGGAGGAGAAAAAGCCGGGCUUCUCUUUGCAGCUUCUCCAAAUCACUGCAUCUGCUACCUACCCUUAUACUACCCGCUUGGCUAGUUCGCUUUGCUUCAAGAACUUCAUCAAGAGGAACUGGACCGACGAGGAUGGAAAUUACAAGCUCCAAGCGGACGAGGUUGCCACGAUUAAGCGGGAAUUGAUCAGUUUGAUGAUCUCCGUGCCUGCAGGCAUCCAAAGCCAGCUCGGAGAAGCUGUCAGCGUGAUCGCUGAUAGUGACUUUUGGGAGAGAUGGGAUACUCUCGUGGAUGAUCUUGUUUCCAGGCUCCAACCGACCAACCCCACUGUCAACAACGGCGUUCUCCAAGUCGCGCACUCAAUCUUCAAGAGAUGGAGACCAUUGUUCCGGUCGGAUGAGCUGUACAGUGAAAUCAAUCACGUUCUCGAGAGAUUCGGCAGUCCCUUCUUGGCUCUGUUCGAGGGCUUGGAUGCUUUCCUCCAGCAAAACACUGCCAACAAAGAAAAUCUCAUCCAGGGAUUUACCCAGCUCAACUUGAUGGUCAAGUUGAUGUACGACCUCUCUUGCCACGAUCUUCCACCAAUGUUUGAAGAAAAUAUUUCAGGGAUAGCUUCACUUUUACUUAAGUACCUCACAUACGAUAACCAACUGCUGCACACCGAUGAUGACACCGAAGCCGGGCCAUUGGAGUUCGCCCGCGCCGGGAUCUUCCAAGUCUUGACUCUUUAUGUCCAGAAGUACAUGGAUGAGUUCAAGCUUCAUGUCGGCCAAUUUGUCGAAAGCUCCUGGAACUUUCUGACCACCGUUGGGCAGGAGACCAAGUACGACAUUCUGGUUAGCCGAGCUCUGCAGUUCUUGACUUCCAUUGCUGGCAUGUCUGAGCACGCAGUUGUCUUCCAGGCGGAAGGCACACUUGGCCAGAUCAUCGAGAAGGUCAUUUUGCCCAACGUUAGCUUGCGCGAAUCCGACGAGGAGCUUUUCGAGGAUGAGCCCAUCGAGUUCAUCCGUCGUGACCUUGAGGGUUCCGACAGCGAUACCAGACGCCGUGCCGCCACCGACUUCUUGCGUCGGUUGUCGGAGAGAUUCGAAGAAUCCGUCACUACUGUUGUCCUCAAGUAUACGGAGCACUACCUUGCGGAGUAUGCCAAGGAUCCUGCUUCGAACUGGAAGGCCAAGGAUACCGCCACUUAUCUCUACUCCGCAAUCGCAGCCAAGGGACUUGCCACUGCCAGCCACGGUGUAACAGCCACGAACUCGCUCAUUAGCAUCACCGAUUACUUCCAGAAGCACCUUGCUGCCGAUCUUGUAAACAGUGAGGGAGUCCACCCAAUUCUCAAGGUGGAUGCCAUCAAGUAUUUGUACCUCUUCCGGAGCAUCAUAACCAAGGAACAGUGGCAAGAGGUGCUUCCUAUGCUUGUCAACCAGCUUGGCUCUUCGAACUUCGUUGUGUACAGCUACGCCGCUAUUGCUGUCGAGCGAGUUCUUUACCUUGCCGAUGCCCAGGGCCAGCCAAUCAUCGCUCCUGGCACUAUCACUCCCUUGGCCAAGGAUCUACUAGAACACAUUUUCUCCCUGAUUGAAAAGGACCCCGCUCCCGAGAAGGUUCAGGAGAAUGAGUUCCUGAUGAGAUGUGCCAUGAGGGUUCUUAUCGUCAUCAAGGAGGGUGUUGUUCCCCACACCGACAGUGUCCUCCAACACCUGAUCAACAUCACGACUGUGAUCAGCCGCAACCCCAGUAACCCUAGGUUCUAUUACUUUCACUUCGAAGCUUUGGGUGCCUUUAUCCGUUUUGCCGCCCCCAGCAAUCCGGAGAAACUCGAGCAAGCUCUUUACACGCCUUUUGCUGAAAUUCUACAAGGUGACGUUCAAGAGUUCAUGCCUUAUAUCUUCCAGCUUUUUGCCGCUCUCCUCGAGGCCAAUCCUUCCGGAACCUUGCCGAGCUAUUACCAGAACCUGAUUGGACCUAUUCUCAUGCCUGUCAUGUGGGAGUCGAAGGGUAACAUUCCGGCGCUGGUGCGGCUGUUGUCCAGCAUUAUUCCUCGUGGUGCUGAGUACAUCAUCCAAAAUGACCAAGUUGCACCUAUCCUUGGUAUCUUCCAGAAGUUGCUCUCCACCAAGACCAACGAGGGUUAUGGAUUCGACUUGUUGGAGGCGGUCGUUACAGGAUUCCCUCCUGCGACGCUUGAGCAGUAUUUCGUCUCCAUCAUGCAGGUCAUCCUCACUCGUCUCCAGAAUUCGAAGACUGAGAACCUUACUAUUCGAUUCGUUCGUUUCUUCCACUUUGUCUCUGCACAGGACGAGAAGGGCUACAGCGCCGACUUCUUCAUCCAAGUGGUCGACAAGGUACAACCGGACCUGUUCACGCCUAUCUACUUGAACAUCAUUCUUCCAGAGACGCAGAAGCUCGCCCGUCCCUUGGACCGCAAGACUGCAGUGCUGUCAUUUACCAAGACUCUGGCUAACUCGGAGGCAUUUGCUAGCCGCUAUAAGAAGGGAUGGGCUUUUACCUGCGAGGCUCUUCUCAAACUUUUGGAGCUUCCUCCUCUUCCUGCGAGCAAGGACGACAUUAUUGCUGAGCAUGACGUCGAGGACAUGGCAUUUGGUGUCGGUUUCACCGCGCUGAACAGCAUCCGGCCCGUGCCUCGUGAUCCUUGGCCCGAGACCGGUGCUGAUCUUAAGGUCUGGACGGGCAAGUACCUGAAGGAAGCGGACGCCAAAUCAAGUGGCCGGAUAUCUGGCUUCGUUCAAGAGCGUCUAGGUGAGGAUGCCAAGCGCGUGCUCACCAGUUACAUCGCAUAAGCAACUUCGACUUAGGUUGUCAUCCUAAGUCUGGGUACUUUGCUGGCGUCCCUCAAACUUUUGCGUAUUCCCCUUGAAAUAAACCAUGGAGAGGAAAUAGUAUGUGGGAGCAAGCAGCUCUCCGUAUGUCCUGAUGAACUAUAAAUGAACAUUUUUAAUCUGCUAUAAUGGUUAUAUUUAAUUCAAUCUGUAUGUG